This is a messenger RNA of Clunio marinus, 1050 nucleotides long. The record is from the annotation of a GenBank genome assembly. Lineage: Eukaryota; Metazoa; Arthropoda; Insecta; Diptera; Chironomidae.
GACAAAAACUUUGUAACUUCAUCAUCAAUCUACCCACACUCCAUCGUCAUUGUUUUUGUCACCGAAAUUAUCAAUUUAUCUUCAUAAAAGAAGCAAUAAACGUGAAUUAAGCAUUUUGAGAAGUGAAUUUAAUAUUUACAGCUUCACGUGUAUCAAUAAAUAAUGGAAAAUUUAUCAUGGGAUGAUAUCCGUAAACGGGCUCGAAGCCUUGAAAAUGAUAUUGAUCUGAAGUUGGUAGCUUUGAGUAAAAUAAGUUCUGGCUCAAUAUCAAGUGGAGAAUCGAGUCCCUUAAUUUCCAGUGAAUUUAGUUUUGAUACGAUCUCUUUGGAAAUUGAGGAUAUGUUAAGCAAAUUAAGUGAGAUGAAUGAAAAAAUGGCAAGUUUGCCAUCAUCGGGAGCUGCAAUGAUGCAUACUCUUACAAGACAUCGAGACAUUUUACAUUCAUAUCGAACAGAAUUUAACAAAAUCACUCAAAACCACACGAUUCAAGUGGAACGUGAAGAAUUAUUGAGAGGUUCCGGUUUGAUGAAUACAUCAAGCGGCUCAUUAUCUCGUAGAGAUAUGUACGUUAAAGAGAAUCAACAUAUUUCCAAUUCCCAUAAUAUGAUUAACGACCAAAUCAGCAUAGCAAUUGAAACACAAAAGUCUCUUAAAGGCCAACGAAAGAACUUCAAACGUCUUCAAAAUCGUUUCAAUAAUCUUGCUAACAAUUUUCCUAGAAUCAAUUCACUUCUACAACGUAUUAAUAUUAAGAAACGCAAAGAUCAAUUGAUUUUAGGUGGUGUCAUUGCAGUCUGCACAAUUUUAAUGUUAUUGUAUGCCUUCCAUUGAGUGUUGAUUGUUGAUAUUAGGGAAAUGUCAAAACUGGAAAGUGUUAAUUAUUAAGUGAAGUUUUAUAAAUAGUUUAACGAACGAUGAUAUCAUGAAUGCUAUUAAUGAACAGGUAAAUAGACUUUGUGUGAAAAGAAUUAAGAGAAAAAAGAUAAUCAUUAACAUAUUCAAAUUAUUCUAUUUAAUAAAAGUUAUGUGAUAAUAAAAUUUAAUCAUAAA